AAGUACAACACAACUCUGUGCAGAGCUCUCCAUUCAUUUCCUGAGAGCUGCCUGCCUGCCUGCGCGCAGCAGCUGAGAGGCAGAAGGGGAGGGAGCUGCGCGCACACACACACACACACACACACACACGCACACAUUACACACACACACACACACACACGGCCAUACUCACAGAUAGGAGAGGGGGGAAAAGGAGACCGUGGAAAGGAAAACAGUCUCCACGGCUCUGCAGCUUCUGACAAGGCUGCUGAAGAGACAGGAUGUUAAUGCUCGACGGAAUGCCUGCUGUACGAGUCAAAACCGAGCCCCUGGAAUCGGAACAAGGGUCUCUCAAAGUGCAUCCUUACUCCGCGAUGGACGGCGUGCCCUUCUUCCUCAGCAGAGUGAAAGCGGAGCCCCCGGAAGACCUCCUUGCUCACGACCUGCACUUCCACACGCAGACCGAGCCGGUGGACCUGUCCAUCAACAAGCCCCGCCCCUCCUCGUCCUCCCACAUCAUGUCGUCCUCGCCGCGGAGAUCGGCCUUCUCGCCGUCGUCUCUGUCCUCGUCCUCUUCUUCUUCGUCGCCGUCCGUCAUCACCUCGGCCUCCUCGUUGCUCUCGCCGGGCCCUCUGGUGGCGCCCGGCGGCGGGAUGAGAGGUCAGCCGUAUUUGCACAUCCUGCACUCUGUGCCGCCGCCUCCGUCCAGCCCGCUGGGCCUGCAGGCUAUGGGCAAGCUGGGCAGUCACGUGCGCCGCAUCCCUGUGGUGGUGCAGUCGCUGCCCCUCAUGUACACCACCGCCGUGCGCUCGCCCUCCAGCCUCAACAACGCCAUCAUGCUACCUCUGCUGGACGACGCCAAGAGCCAGGGCAAAGCGCACAUGGAGCACAACGGCCUGUCGCCACGGCAGAUAAAAAGCGACAGCGACGACGACGACCUGCCCAACGUGACCUUGGACAGCGUCAACGAGACCGGCUCCACUGCACUGUCUAUAGCCCGCGCCGUCCAAGAUUCCAUGUCACCGUUCAGUAUUGACAGCAUACGUCGCCCGCGGCGGUCGGAGUCGCCCGAUUCGAAAAAGAGGCGAAUCCACAGAUGCGACUUUGAGGGCUGCAAUAAGGUUUACACCAAAAGCUCCCAUUUAAAAGCACAUAGGAGGACACACACAGGAGAAAAGCCUUACAAAUGCACCUGGGACGGCUGCACGUGGAAGUUCGCCCGCUCCGACGAGCUGACCCGACAUUACCGUAAGCACACCGGGGUGAAGCCCUUCAAGUGUGCGGACUGUGACCGCAGCUUCUCCCGCUCGGACCACUUGGCUCUGCACCGACGCCGACACAUGCUGGUGUGAGCCCACAAUUCAGCUGCCGGGGGAGCGGGAUCUCCCUGGGAAAUGUUUUUCAGCAGGCCUGGAUGCAGCACAUCCAACACACAUCCAGAGAGCGAGCGAGAGAGAGAGCACAAAACAGGGUCAAUUUGGACUUGGAAGAACAAUCAGGAUCUUUUAAUUGUUCUGAAGCAGCACUGUUUGUAAAUGUUUGGCUUUGAUUUUUUUUCCCCGGCUGCUUUUACAGCAUUUAAUAAUGUGAAAGACCUCCCCGGGUUUUUUUCUCUCCACGCCGGCUCUUUUUCAAGCAGAUUGGACGCUUGGCCAGCAGAGGGCGCCACUGGAUGACAGAAGCAGCCCACAGUGGCGACCACCCUUUCAGCUGGUGCUGGCCCAGGAGCAGCAACAAGCCAUCUGUGCAGGAAGGUGGGUUCAGUCUUUUUUUUUAAGGUGGACCCUUUUUAGUGCUGUGAUUAGCAAUCAGAUCCGUAAAAAAAAAAAUCAAGUGCAAUCUCACCAGGUCAUGUUUCUUUCUUGAAAAUUGCUCACCCUCGUGAACAGAGAACUUUGAAAACAAUCAAGAGAAUAUUUACCGCCACAGAGGCACCUUAAGGACUCUUUUGCUUCUUCUUCUUCUUCUACUCUCAGCCCAGGUUUUGGAAUUUAGUCGUUUUUUGUUUUUUGUUUUUUUUUUGCACAGCAGCACUAGACUGUACGCUGGCUGCAGUGUUACAAAGGUGGCGGCACACAAGUGAAUACAGACGAGCAAUACUUUCUGAACGCCGAGCUCCGCCCUCUUUGCGUCCUUUCUUGAUGUCAAGAUUUUGCUCCGCCCUCGGCUCGUUUUUUUGCUCAUUUCAUCCAACACACUUUGUCAAGUAUGGAUUUUUUUGAUACAUUUGGUUGUGGUGUACUUUUGUUUUUGCGGCACUAAACAGUACGUGGUGGGCCCCCGGGGGGUCAGAUAUGCCACUGUUCGCUACAAAAACAAACAAAAUCUCACAGAAACUUACCAAAAGCCCCCUCAAAAAACAUGAAUGCUCGUGUAUGACACCAAGUCAAAAGUUUGAGAACAGCAUGAGAAAGUGGGUGCGAACCUUGGACUGGUCCUUUGUCGUAAUCAUAGCAAUAAUACGUAUUGAUCAAUUACAGUGGAAACUCUUAAGGCAGAGGUUUCAAACUCAAUUUACCGGGGGGCCACAGGAUGCAGGGCCGCAAGAAAAGAUUUCUUAAAAAAUAUAUUUUUAAAUGUCUUUAUUUUUCUUUUCAAAACAAAAUAAAAUCAAAAUAUAAAUGCACAAAAUGGGAAUUAAGUAAUGUGAAUUAAACAAUAAUUAAUGAAAAAAAAAUAAUGGUUUGAAUUGGUCCAGGUUGUCGGGGACUGUUAUUACUGACGGACAGGUGUCGCCCUCAUCUCCAUGGCAACGUCUCUGUCGCUUUCACUCAUUUGCCACUUUUCCACUAAUGCAGGGGUAGGCAACCCAGAACGUUGAAAGAGCCAUUUUGGACCCAAAGAACAAAAAUCUUCUCAGGGGGGGUUGCUCGCCGUGGAUAUUACAGGUACGGUAGCAUCGGGCUAACAUCACGACUGACAUGUUACACGUCCGAUUCGCUCAGCGCUGGGGUCCAGUGCACCACAGUUUUGUAUUGUCGCUCGGUCCUUCGGCGGACUGCUUUGGAAGCUAGCGGGCCGCUCGUCUCCCCGGCAUGGACUUUUUACAGCUUCGCCGGGGUAGGGAGCAAGAAAGAGACUCACAGGGAGGUAAGAAGAGCGCGUGCGGGUCUAGUGGAAAAAGCGGCAAAACGUUUCUCUGCUUGCAUCACGCAAGUGACGUCAAUGUUCGGCCCUCAAGAGCAACAUUCCACACCGUGAUUGGUAGAUUCCUUCAGCUUGGCACACAACACUGUCAAGCGCCGUUCAUAUAAAACUUGCGGACCGCACUAACAUUAAACUUUCAUAUUAAGGUGGGGGUAGCAAAAUAACGUCUUGCGUGUCUGAGACCCCUGUCUUAAGGCUUGUAUCUCUAAACAGUUCUCGCUCGUAGGAACAGAAUUAGUCUGCUUUAGUGUCAACAUACUUGCCAACCCUCCCGAUUUUCCCGGGAGACUCCCGAAUUUCAGUGACACCUCCCGAAAAUUUCCUAGGGGUACCAUACUCCCGAAUUUCUCCCGAUUUCCACCCGGACAACAAUAUUGGGGGCGUGCCUUAAACGCACUGCCUUUAGCGUCCUCUCUCACUUGAAAAGGAGACUUUAAUUGAUUGAUUGAGACUUGUAUUAGUAGAUUGCACAGUACAGUACAUAUUCAAUAUGCAAUUGACCACUAAAUGGUGACACCCGAAUACGUUUUUCUACUUGUUUAAGUCGGGGUCCACGUUAAUCAAUUCAUGACUAUUAUAUAUGUCUGUGUUUUCCAUAGGUUUAUGUGUAACUCAUAAAGUAGGCAGGCACGGAGCUAUUUCUCAGCAUGUGUUUAUUCCAGGCCGGCACGUUAAUACACUGACACGCAGCAUCCGGAUUCCCAUCAUACAUUGCUUCAAAACUACGGCAAGUAGUAAUGUCCAAAAAACAUAACAAAGACGAAGCAGAAGAACGAAGAAGAGACAUGGCGACGACGAGUAAGAAGAAGAAGUAUGCUUGCAAGUUCCAAAAUGAAUUUUUUUGUAAAAAAAAAAAUCAAUUCAUCCAGGACAGCUCGAAGGGGAAAGGGUAUGCAGCCUGCAAAUUUUGUAGAUCAGACUUCUCCAUUAAACACGGUGGCCAAAUGGAUAUACUCAUUCAUGAACAGAUUAUUUAUAUAUCUAUAUAAGAAAUACUUGAAAAUAUAUACACCUCCCCAAUCUCUGGAAUUCAGAGGUCUCAAGGUUGGCAAGUAUGAGUGUCAAUUGUAGCCUAUAAAUGUUUAAAGUUACAUUUAAGCAUCCGUAAUUGACAAAAAAAUGUCUCCAGUAUGAUAAGAAGCAGUAUAGCAGCAAGCUCGCGACCGGAACAAGGGAUGUGUGGAAACCUAAAAAGAAAUAAUAAUAAUAAUAAUUAAAUAACCCCCAAAAAUUAUCACGCGUGUUUACCGAACCUCUUGAGUUUUCUGUUCAAAUUUUGCAUCAUUCAAAAAAAAAUACUUAAUAGCAGCCCGGUGAAACAAGGGUUAGUGCAUGCGCCUCACCAUACGAGCGUCCUGAGUUCAAUCCCGGGAUCUUUCUGUGUGGAGUUUGCAUGUUCUCCCCGUGACAGCGUGGGUUCCCUCCGGGUACUCCGGCUUCCUCCCACUUCCAAAAACAUGCACCUGGGGAUAGGUUGAUUGGCAACACUAAAUGGUCCCUAGUGUGUGAAUGUGAGUGUGAAUGUUGUCUGUCUAUCUGUGUUGGCCCUCUAAUGAAGUGGCGACUUGUCUAGGCCUUACCCCGCCUUCCACCCGAAUGCAGCUGAGAUAGGCUACCCGUGACCACGAAAGAGACAAGCGGUAGAAAAUGGAUGGAUGGAUGGAUUAUCAAUAAUAACGGCAUGAAGAGGAACAUUUCAUAUCCAGUUAUCAUUAUUCUCCGGGUGUUGUUGAGUGUGCUCAAAAAGAACUCACAGUUUACACAUGCUGAAAUAUUUUAGCCAAGUUUUCUUCUUUCUCCAGGAAAUGAGCAGCACUUUUCACAAGUGCGAUGUUUAAGAUUUUACAAUUUUAAACGGUAUUAAUAUCAGUCAGGAAUUUAACCAAAGUGGAUCAUUCUAGUAAUCAUCUUGACAUCCCUUAACUGCAUGUUGACCUAAAUUUUUUUUAUAUCAAAUACAUUUUUUGCAAAUAUUUUUUUUUUUUGCAUUUUCGAUAAAGUUCAGAACUUCCCCCUUAGCGUCAAAUAAAAAUCUGUGACUCGCUGAUGCCUGAUGCUGAAAUGCCUUUCGUAUUUAAGGCGUAUUUUCACAAAAAUAUUGCUGUGUUGACAAUUUUAGGACGGUUGAUUUCAUUUUGAGGUUCCACUGUUAUGAUCUUGGUAGUCCCGAUUUUUCUUUGUCCACAAAGAUAUGAUGAACAAUCUUUCCCACGUCAGUACGCUAAUGCAGUGGUUCUCAACCUUUUUUCAGUGAUGUACCCCCUGUGAACAUUUUUUUAAUUCAAGUACCCCCUAAUCAGAGCAAAACAUUUUUGCUUUGAGAUAAAGAAAUAAAAUACAGCACUAUGUCAUCAGUUUCUGAUUUAUUGAAUUGUAUAACAGUGCAAAAUAUUGCUCAUUUGUAGUGGUCUUUCUAGAACUAUUUGGAAAAAAAGAUAUAAAAAUAACUAAAAAAUUGUUCAAAAAUAAACAAGUGAUUCAAUUAUAAAUAAAGAUUUCUACAGAUAGAAGUAAUCAUCAACUUAAAGUGCCCUCUUUGGGGAUUGUAAUAGAGAUCCAUCUGGAUUCAUCAACUUAUUUCUAAACAUUUCUUCGCAAAAAAAGAAAUCUUUAACAUCAAUAUUUAUGGAACAUGUCCACAAAAUCUAGCUGUCAACACUGAAUAUUGCAUUGUUGCAUUUCUUUUUCACAGUUUAUGAACUCACAUUCAUAUUUUGUUGAAGUAUUAUUCAAUAAAUAUAUUUAUAAAGGAUUUUUGAACUGUUGCUAUUUUUAGAAUAUUUUAAAAAAAUCUCACGUACCCCUUGGCAUACCUUCAAGUACCCCCAGGACUAGGCGUACCCCCAUUUGAGAACCACUGCACUAAUGUGUGCUACGAUACUGUAUCUACACUUUAUUUCCCCAGCUAUGAAAGCAGUUGUUAAUAUUAUCAGAUAUCGUUGCUAAAUGCAUUCAUUGGACUGAAGCCAGUAAAAGAAAACGGUGACCUUUUUUUAAUAGCACCUUUUACGCUACACGCCCUUAAAAGGUUAUAUAUAAUAAAUCCCCCCCUUCCCCCCUGCAUACUUACUCGCAGUCCAGGAGGUAAACCCACGCCAUGUGUAAAAUGUAUAUGUUAUCCUUAUUUAUGUACUGUAUAUAAUUUGUGCACAUAUCAUUACAGGCCGAUUGUGUUAUCAGUUUAUAGCAACAGCACCUUGUCAUUAUUUAGUAUGAUUUUUUGUUGUUGUUGUUGUUAAAUGAUUUUAUUGAAGAUGUCAAUUUAUCAGACGAAUAAUCAUCAUCAUAUUUUAUGAUCCGUAUAGUUUAUAAAUAUAUAUAAAUAUAUAUAUAUAACAUUUUAUGAUCGAGGGGCACUUGCUUGUAUAACUUUUGUGUUUCUGUAAAAAACAAUUCACAAUCUGCAAUGUUGUAAUAUAUGUGAUGAAGUUUUACAAACAAACAUCUUGUAUAUACGUUGGCGAAAGAGGGCUUUUUGAUUAUAGGAGCAGGAAACAUGUUUCUACAGGAGAGACCAACAUUUGAAGACGCUUUUCAUUUCUUUUUACAACCGGAAUAGUUGAAUUUCAACCGGUUCGACAUCAAUGCAUUCUAGUCGUUUUUUUUAACAUUUUCGUUUCAUAUAUUUGUCAAAAGGAUUAGUCUUAAUUUAUUUUUACAUUAACCUGUCCCAUGUCAUUGUAUUUUGUUGUUAAGCAUGAACACACUAAGUUAAUACAAUGGUCGGAAAAGUCGUGUCUUUAUCAAUUUAGUCUCAUAUGAUUAUGAAUUUUUAAUUAAUUCGUUUUUAAUAUUUUUAUUUUGUUUAUAUUUAUAAAAAAUAAAUAAAAAAAAUUAUGACUUUAUUCUUCGAAGUCAACAAUUUCCCUUCAAUAAUACAACUUUUUUUUCCUUGUAAUAUUUAUUUUUCUCCAAAAAAAAAAAAAAAAAUUCUGAUAUUAUUCACAAAAGUAACUGUUUUACCCCCUUUUUAAAAAAAAAUCACAAUCAUUUUGUUGGACUUGCAUCUUAUGUCACUAUAUUUUUGUAAUUCUAUAAAUUCUCUAUUUAGACUAUUAUAAAUAUACACUAUAUUGCCAAAAGUAUUUGGCCACCUGCCUUGACUAACAUAUAAACUUGAAGUGUCAUCCUAUUCCUAACCCAUAGGGUUCAAUAUGAUGUCAAUCCACCUUUUGCAGCUAUUACAGCUUCAAUACUUCUGGGAAGGCUGUCCUCAAGGUUGCGCAGUGUGUUUAUAGGAAUUUUCAACCAUUCUUCCAAAAGCGCAUUGGUCGAGAAGGCCUGGCUCUCAGUCUGUUGUAAUUAAUCUCAAAGGUGUUCCAUCGGGUUCAGGUCAGGACUCUGUGCAGGCCAGUCAAGUUCAUCCACAGCAGACUCUGUCAUCCAUGUCUUUAUGGACCUUGCUUUGUGCACUGAUGCACAGUCAUGUUGGAAGAGGAAGGGGCCCGUUCCAAACUAUUCCCACCAAAUGUAUCCUGGAGCUUUUAAAGUUCCUUUCACUGGAACUAAGAGGCCAAGCCCAACUCCUGGAAAACAAACCCACACCAUAAUUCCUCCUCCACCAAAUUUCACACUCGGCACAAUGCAGUCCGAAAUGUACUGUUCUUCUGGCAACCUCCAAACCCAAACUUGUCCAUCAGAUUGCCAGAUGGAAAAGUGUGAUUCAUCACUCCAGAGAACACAUCUCCUCUGUUCUAGAGCCCAGUAGCGACUUGCUUUACACCACUGCAUCUCACGCUUUGCAUUGGACUUGGGGAUGUAUGGCUUAGAUGCAGCUGCUCGGCCCUGAAAACCCACGCCAUGAAGCUCUCUGCGUACUGUACGUGGGCUAAUUGGAAGGUUGCAUGAAGUUUGGAGCUUUGUAGCGACUGACUGUGCAGAAAGUCUUUGCACUAUGCGCUUCAGCAUCCGCUGACCCCUCAGUUUACGUGGCCUACCACUUGGUCGCUGAGUUGCUGUUGUUCCCAAACUCUUCCAUUUUCUUGUAAUAAACUAGACAGUUAACUUUGCAAUAUUUAGGAGCGAGGACAUUUCACGACUGGAUUUGUUGCUCAGGUGGCAUACUAUGACAGUUCCAUGCUGGAAAUCACUGAGAGCGGCCCGUUCUUUCAUAAAUGUUUGUAGAAACAGUCUCCAUGCCUAAGUGCUUGAUUUUAUAAACCUAGGGCUGGGCCAAGUCAUUAGGACACCUGAUUCUUAUAAUUUGGAAUGGGUGCCCAAAUACUUUUGGCAAUAUAGUGUAUUUUAGUUAAAAUACCAAUAUAUCCACUUUAUAAUCAUACAAGAAUAUUCGUACGUACUGUAAUAGACAUUUUUCCCAGUUUUUUCUUGUAUUAUGUUUUUUUACCUGGUGUGAUUAUGACAUUUUUUUUUCCAAUAUGAUUUUCAUAGUGUAUGAUUUUUUUUCUUCUUAAAUACACAUUUCUGCUAUUUUUUGUUUUUUAACAAAUACUGUGUUUGUAAGAUUAGGCCCCUAAAUACAAAGUUUUUCCGAGAAUUCAUUUGUUCUCGUACGGUUACAAAUUUUUCCUUAUGUAUGUUAAGGACAUUUUUACAGCAUUUUUUUUUUUUUCAAAUAAAAUUGUGACUACAUAUUUUUCCCCGAAAACAUGCCAUUUGAUUUCGGAACAAUCCGACUUUACUCCGAUCGUUGAAUUAUUGAAAUACAUUAGUGUGGAACAGGUUAACGUAACAAAUAUCACGUAGAGUCAAUGUUUUCAUUCCAUUCGUCCGUGUUAGCUCACGAUCAAAUCCCAAAUAACAAUCAAAAAAGUUUUGUAAACAUGAAUUGCAAUCUCCUGGUGGCGUUCCCAGCCGAGAUAUUGUAUUGAUCAACAAAAGUCGGGCGUAUUUUAUUCGCCGACAUUUUUGACAAAUUGCAGACAGGGUGUAUUGUAUUUUCGGCAAAACAUAUUUUUUCCACAUUUUUAAAGCAUAAUUUUGAAACGGUUUCCAGGGUCAAAGUUAUGCAAUAACAAUAAUAAUAAUACAAAUAAUAAUUUUGAUGGUGAUGAAUAGUGCCUCAUGUCACAUAUUUUGAUUUGACCCAUUUUUUUCAACGUGAGAAACCAACAAUAAUACAAAAAAAAAAAAAGCACAGGCAAACAAUAUGCAAGUCGGACCUCGAGAUGUUUCAACGGUGAAUUUUGAUGCCGUUUAUUGUUCAGCAACAUUUCACGCUGUUUUUCACUGCGCCUUUUUGUACAUUGCAAUAACUUUCAAAACCAUCGUAUCCGUUUUAGCGAUUCAUCGAGGAAUCCAACUUAAUGUAAGAUUGAUGCCUUUUUACUAAAUCGGUUCUCUAACUAUUUCACUUUCUGUCUUUUGAUUUCCUGGAUCGGAAGAAUUUCGAGCGGUGAAGCCGAUGUUUUUUUCAUUUUGCUGAUAUUUCGUAUCGUAAAUGGUUGUUCCUGUAUUUACGUAAAGUGAGUGUAGUGUAAAUAUACAUUUUUUUUUUUCUGGCAAAAUCUUUUGUGAUCUUUCCGUAAUAAAAAUGUGAUAUCGCUCAGCAAAGUCCGCUUCAAAAGGGAGAUUUCUGCUCAAAGAAAAACAACGACACUGUUGUUGUUGUUUUUUCCCUCUCUCUUUCAGAUCUUCAACAAAAAAAAAAAACAUGGUGCCCUUUAUUUGUGUUACACUUUGUUUUAAGUAGCCUAUCCAGUCAGUGGUUUGUCUUGUUAUUUGUAUUUUCUUUUCUUUUAUAUGGAUGGAGCUGUGAAAUUCAAAUGAGUUGAAACAUAUAAAUGUAUAUUAAUAUGAAUGGAGGCAUGAAGGUUAAUAAAAUUGCAUUUUCUAUGUAACACCAGCAAA
Molecule: messenger RNA, 9936 nt
Organism: Nerophis ophidion (straightnose pipefish)
Lineage: Eukaryota; Metazoa; Chordata; Actinopteri; Syngnathiformes; Syngnathidae
Gene: klf12b
Product: Kruppel like factor 12b
Exons: 6
Coding region: 261-1331 (356 amino acids)
Biological process (GO): regulation of transcription by RNA polymerase II
Molecular function (GO): DNA-binding transcription factor activity, RNA polymerase II-specific; RNA polymerase II cis-regulatory region sequence-specific DNA binding
Source: RefSeq, a predicted model, not a curated record